AUGGGGGAGGAACAGAAGAAACUAGAGGAAAAGAAUCCGGAGGAAAAGAAACCAGAGGAAGGGAAAAAACCAGGGGAAGAGAAAAGAGAAGACCCAAAAUCCGAAAAACCAAGCGACGGAAAGGGAGAAGAGAAAAAAGGAGAGGAACCCAAGGAUGGAAAAGAUUCCAAAGACCCACCACCUCCUCCUCCUCCUCCUCCUCAAGAGAUUGUUCUCAGAGUCUUCAUGCAUUGCGAAGGUUGCGCCAGAAAAGUCCGUCGAUGCCUCAAAGGGUUCGAAGGAGUUGAGGAUGUUGAGACGGAUUGCAAGACGCAUAAGGUCGUUGUGAAGGGAGAAAAGGCAGAUCCAUUGAAGGUACUUGAGAGAGUACAGAAAAAGAGUCACCGACAGGUUGAGCUUCUCACUCCGAUCCCGAAACCGCCGGCCGACGAACCCAAAAAAGUUGAAGAGAAAGAAAUUGCCAAACCCGAACAAAAAACAGAGGAGCCUCAGGUGAUUACAGCGGUUUUGAAAGUCCACAUGCAUUGUGAGGCUUGUUCGCAAGUAAUCAAGAAACGUAUAGAAAGAAUGAAAGGUGUUGAGAGUGCAGAGCCAGAUCUAAAGAGCUCACAAGUGACAGUGAAAGGGGCGUUGGAGCCACAAAAUCUGGUGGAAUACAUACACAAGAGAACAGGGAAGCAGGCAGUGAUUGUGAAGGUAGACCCAGAGAAGAAAGAGGAAGAAGAUAAAGCCAAAGAAGAGAAAAAAGGAGAAGAAAAGGAUGACAAGAAAGUUGAAGAAGAGAGCAAAGAGAAGAAGAAGGAAGCCAUUGAAGAAGCUGCAAAAGCAGCAGCAGCAGCAGCAGCAGCAGCGGCAGAGGGAGAAGAACAAGAGCCCAUAAUUGAGCUAAAAAAGAAUGAAUAUCACAACUACUUCCCACACAACUUCCAGCUCUAUAAUCAAGGUUUUACCCAAGAAUAUUAUGCAUUCCCCCCUCCUCCUCCUCAAAUCUACAUUGAUGGAAACCCUAAUGCAUACCCUCCUCAAAUCUUCAGUGAUGAAAACCCUAAUGCAUACCAUCCUCAAAUCUUCAGUGAUGAAAACCCUAAUGCAUGCUCAGUUAUGUAA
This is a messenger RNA of Ilex paraguariensis (yerba mate), 1107 nucleotides long. The record is from the annotation of a GenBank genome assembly. Lineage: Eukaryota; Viridiplantae; Streptophyta; Magnoliopsida; Aquifoliales; Aquifoliaceae.